Messenger RNA from Epinephelus fuscoguttatus (brown-marbled grouper), 4289 nucleotides. RefSeq names its product calcium/calmodulin-dependent protein kinase type II subunit beta (gene camk2b2). Bases 241 to 1863 code for a protein of 540 amino acids. Gene Ontology annotation, molecular function: calmodulin binding; ATP binding; calcium/calmodulin-dependent protein kinase activity. Gene Ontology annotation, biological process: protein phosphorylation. The transcript is spliced from 21 exons. NCBI's taxonomy places the organism in Eukaryota, Metazoa, Chordata, Actinopteri, Perciformes, Serranidae. Gene Ontology annotation, cellular component: neuron projection; cytoplasm. The record is from RefSeq and is a predicted model, not a curated record.
GGUAUUUAAAGAGUCCGUCCUCACAGCGGAGGGAGCCCACUGCCUACCGUCCGAGCCGGGACCGUGCGUGCGUGUGUGUGUGUGUAUCAGUGUGUGUGUGUGCCGGGCUGCAGCUGAACCACUCAGCCGUCCGGGGGUUUGAGGUGGGCGGAGACUGAGAGCCCGAGGUCCUCCCGUCCGCAGCGACGCACCGUGCAUUUCGGACUCGGCACCCGCACCCGUCCGAGGAGGGGAGACAUCAUGGCAACCACUACUUGUACACGUUUUACAGAUGAAUACCAGCUGUACGAGGAGCUUGGCAAGGGGGCCUUUUCAGUGGUGCGCCGCUGUGUCAAACUCUGCACAGGCCAAGAGUAUGCCGCCAAAAUCAUCAACACCAAAAAGCUCUCGGCCAGAGACCAUCAGAAACUGGAGAGAGAAGCCAGGAUCUGCAGAUUGCUCAAGCACUCCAACAUCGUUCGUCUCCAUGACAGUAUCUCAGAGGAAGGCUUCCACUAUCUCCUCUUUGACCUGGUGACAGGAGGGGAGUUGUUCGAGGACAUUGUGGCGAGAGAGUACUACAGUGAAGCAGAUGCCAGUCACUGUAUCCAUCAGAUUCUAGACAGUGUGUCUUACACCCACCAACAUGACAUAGUGCACAGGGACCUCAAGCCGGAGAACCUGCUGUUGGCAAGCAAGUGCAAGAACGCAGCAGUGAAGCUGGCCGACUUUGGACUCGCUAUUGAGGUUCAAGGAGACCAACAGGCUUGGUUUGGCUUUGCAGGGACUCCCGGCUACUUGUCCCCAGAGGUGCUGAGGAAGGAGGCGUAUGGUAAACCUGUAGACAUCUGGGCAUGUGGUGUGAUCCUCUACAUCCUUUUGGUUGGAUACCCUCCGUUCUGGGACGAGGACCAGCACAAACUCUACCAGCAGAUCAAAGCUGGAGCGUACGAUUUUCCCUCCCCAGAGUGGGACACGGUGACUCCGGAGGCUAAAAAUCUGAUCAACCAGAUGCUGACCAUCAACCCAGCCAAGAGAAUUACUGCCCAGGAGGCUCUGAAGCACCCAUGGGUCUGCCAACGCUCAACAGUGGCCUCUAUGAUGCACAGACAGGAGACAGUCGAGUGCCUGAAGAAGUUUAAUGCCAGGAGGAAACUCAAGGGUGCCAUUCUGACCACCAUGCUCGUCUCCAGGAACUUCUCUGUGGGCCGGCAGACUACAGCGCCCGCCUCCGUCAGCGCCGUGGCUGGAACCACCGCCGGCAUUGUGGAGCAAGCAGCCAAGAGUCUCCUCAACAAGAAGGCUGAUGUCAAGCCCCAGACAAACAGCACGAGAAACAGCAUAGUCACCAGUCCCAAAGGCAACAUCCCCUCUGCUGCACUGGAGCCUCAGACUACUGUUAUCCAUAAUCCAAUAGAUGGGACCAAGGAAUCAUCUGACAGCAGCAACACCACUAUUGAGGAUGAAGACGUGAAAGCUCGCAAACAGGAGAUCAUAAAGAUCACGGAGCAGCUCAUUGAAGCUGUCAACAAUGGAGACUUUGAGGCGUACGCGAAGAUCUGCGACCCUGGUCUGACCUCGUUCGAGCCGGAGGGGCUGGGUAAUCUGGUGGAGGGAAUGGACUUCCACAGAUUUUACUUUGACAAUCUCCUCUCCAAGAACAGCAAACCCAUCCACACCACCAUCCUCAACCCUCACGUGCACAUGAUCGGGGAUGACGCCGCCUGCAUCGCCUACAUCCGCCUGACGCAGUUCGUCGACGGGCAGGGCCACCCCCGCUCCAGCCAAUCAGAGGAGACCAGAGUAUGGCACCGCAGGGACAGCCGGUGGCAAAACGUCCACUUCCACUGCUCAGGAGCUCCUGCUGCCCCGCUGCAGGGAUGAGGUGCAUGAGACAGAUGAAGAGGUCAAGAGGAGCAGAGAAGGAAUAAGUGGAUAAUUAGAGAGCGAAUUAGCCCUGAGAGAGAGGUGCAGGUGGAUGGAGGGUGUCUUAAGGGAGUCUGAAGAGUCUGAUUUCGGGAUCGUGGUCGUCGUCCUGCACCCUGCACGCCCACCUUGCCCUUCUCUCUCUGUUUUUCCACAACAGACAGUGACACCGACGCUCCCAUCAUUAGGCCUACAGUACAGCAGAGGGCGUAUCAGCCAAAAAAAAAGGAAACUCUUUAGCCUGCGCCUUGUCAACGCUGCAGCCGCCCAACAUACCUGGACGACGCCUGUCCUCCUCUCCUUCACUCUGUGCUGCAAAAGAUUUCCCCUUUUACUUCUUGUAAAACAUUAUUGUUACUUACCUUCUCGUAUUAUUAUGGCUGCAGUCUAUUGUUGUGCUCUUUCAACUGUACAGUAUAUUUAUUAGUCAUUUUGAACCUUCCAUUCUGGUAUCUUCUUCUUCUUCUUCUUUUUUAAUGACGAGCAUGACUCCUCCCUGUGUUCUUAUUACCAGUGGCUGUUUUUCUGCACGACUAUGGCUGCCUGUGUGAAAUGAACAAACAGUACCACGUGUCUCGCAGAGAGAGAGACACCAGUGGGUGUAUUUAAUGACCUGUUUUGUUAUUCAAUGCAGCUUUUUAUCCACGUUCCCUCCCCCCUCUUUCUCUGGAGUGUAGUUGAACCCUGAGCCGACGCCUCUGUGUGUUGACCGGACCCCCUCUGAGCCGCUCUGUGGGACAGUGACAACCAUGCAGCAUGCUAACAUAUUACCGUCGUUCUUAAUUGAUUCUCUAUGUACUGAACUUUGCAAGCUAACUACUGAAAUUAUGACAAUGGUUGAAACGAUAGUAUCACGCUGUUUAUGUAAAUUUGCAGUUUCAUCGUGGUGACUUGACUACAAUUAUGCUGUAGAUGGUAUUUAAUUGCAUGAUAUUCCGAGUUAAUAACAUUGGUAAGUUGGGUGUUAUCGUGCAUUUUGUUGAUUUUUCUCUUUCUGGACUGAGCUGCUGGUGAGCUAUAAUCUAUUGCCUCUAUUUUCUGGGCUUUGUAAGUGCAUAAACUAUUUUUGUGUUCAUAUGAUAGUGUAGUAAACGAGGAUACUGGCGAGGAUCACGACAGAAUAUGCCUUUUGGAGAAAUUGCUGGAUCCAGAUCAGUUUUAAAACGGCUCUUUAAUGUAUAGCAAAGAUUAAAAAGAUCAAAAUUAUUUACUUUUAUUUUUUAGAGCAGAUGACACUGAAGAAAAUGUCACAACUCAGAUUACACGUUAGGGUCUUAAUUUAGAUUAUCUCUGCUUUUUACUUCGCACUGCACAGUUUUAAAAUGUAUUAUAAAUAGCUAAAUGAUGCAUUGGUAUCAGGGACUGAAUCACGAGUCAUAAUUUGACCGGACCCCCAAAAUAAAGUCUCAGCAUAGUUUCCAAUUAUUUGCAUUUCCGUUGAUGGCUCCAUUAUAUCAGGGGUGGCCAAACUUUUUAGAUUUUGGGCCAUACACCAAAAUGUACACAUCAUGAGCCAAACAACAGUCGAUGCAUCGGUGUUUCUAGACCCUGAAAAGCCAUUGAAAAUUAAUUUUCUAGUGUAUUGGUGUGCCCUCAUAUUGCAAAAAAUGUAUCUCUAUUUUCUGUCUUUUCAAGUCCGCCACCAUGUUUACUAAGGCAAAUUAUUUUAUUGACUCUUAAUCAAUCAUUGUAGGUGAAGUAGCGAUAUCUAGUGAUCAAAUUAAGUUCAGUGUCAGGAUGUGCUAGUAGUUUUUCAAGCAAAAUUGUGUUUGUUAUUCGGAGUAUUCUCAAGCCAUGCUUGAGUUUAUUUUAAAAAAUGAAUCGCCGACUAUUUAAAAACACACAGCAGGCCGCAGUUGGCCCGUGGGCUGUAGUUUGGCCACCCCUGCGUUACUUCAUUCCAGCGAAGAGGUCUCAAAAAACAGCAGGAAACCAGCCUUUUUUCACCAGCUUGUGCUGUGACAAUGCACCAACCUGCCCUCUAGAGGGCACCAACAUCUAACAACAGUGACUUACAGCAUGUCUGAGUCAAGUGCAAGGUUCAAAAUACAAAUCUAUUCAGAGUACAGCAUUGAGGUGCAUGUUUUUGACUCCUGAAUCUUAUGAGCAGAGUGAAAGAAAGACAAACUUAUACAGACAGUCGUCCCAGGACUUGAGGGACUUUAUUACAAAGUGCAUUUACAGUGUUUUACGGCUGCUUUGGCUCAAUUUUUCAAUGUGCAAAACUAUUACAGCGAUCGAAAUUGGGCACAUAAGAGUACAGAGAAUGAAAUAUGAGAAAUUACCCGACAAUGCAAUCAGACAGAAACAGUUUAAUAGAAAGAUAAAACAUAACAGCUUAAGGCUAACGUUAGUAAAAGCUUUUUUUUUUUUUUGUAUAUUUU